Platichthys flesus (European flounder) is the source of this 1549-nucleotide messenger RNA. Its product is annotated as ephrin type-B receptor 2-like. Gene Ontology annotation, biological process: axon guidance; central nervous system projection neuron axonogenesis; protein phosphorylation. Gene Ontology annotation, cellular component: neuron projection; membrane. The record is from RefSeq and is a predicted model, not a curated record. NCBI's taxonomy places the organism in Eukaryota, Metazoa, Chordata, Actinopteri, Pleuronectiformes, Pleuronectidae. Gene Ontology annotation, molecular function: protein binding; transmembrane-ephrin receptor activity; ATP binding. Bases 56 to 1498 code for a protein of 480 amino acids. The transcript is spliced from 6 exons.
AUCAGGAUGAUGCUCUGCGGCCAAUGGCCCGCUGGUGGACGCAUUUAACCGUCAGAUGCUUGGGAUGAUUAUGGAUAUCUUAUAUUUUCUGUGGAUGCUUCCAACGGUAUGGGCUCUGGAAGAAAUACUAAUGGAUUCAACAACAGCAACUGCAGAACUUGGCUGGACCAUCUAUCCAUCACAGGGGUGGGAAGAGGUUAGCGGCUAUGAUGAAAACAUGAACACCAUCCGAACUUACCAGGUUUGCAAUGUCUUCGAUAGCAGCCAGAACAACUGGUUACGCACCAAAUACAUCCGCCGUCGUGGUGCUCAGCGCAUUCAUGUCCAGAUGAAGUUCUCAGUUCGUGACUGCAGUUCUAUACCCAAUGUUCCAGGCUCCUGCAAGGAAACCUUCAACCUAUACUACUAUGAGUCUGACUCGGAAACAGCUACUAAAUCAUCACCUCCCUGGAUGGAAAACCCCUGGGUGAAAGUGGACACUAUAGCAGCUGAUGAAAGUUUCUCUCAAGUAGAUCUUGGUGGUCGCAUCAUGAAGAUAAACAGUGAAGUCCGGAGUUUUGGACCUGUUUCACGCAAUGGCUUCUACCUUGCUUUCCAAGAUUAUGGUGCCUGCAUGUCACUCAUCGCUGUUCGGGCCUUCUACAGGAAAUGUCCCCAAGUGGUCCUUAAUGGUGCUAUCUUUACCGAGACCCUGUCUGGAGCAGAGGGCACCUCAUUGGUAGCAGCCAGAGGGGUGUGCAUUCCCAAUGGGGAGGAGGUGGAUGUACCCAUUAAGCUGUACUGUAAUGGGGAUGGGGAGUGGAUGGUACCCAUCGGGCGCUGCGUGUGCAAAACCGGAUAUGAAGCGGUGGAAAAUGGUACAGUCUGCAGAGCUUGUGUAUCAGGUUUCUUUAAGGCCUCACAGGGAGACCAAAAAUGUCUGCAGUGCCCCAUUAACAGUCGAACCACAAGCGAGGGAGCAACUAACUGUGUCUGCCGCAGCAACUUCUACCACUCUGACUCUGACCCUCCGCAGAUGCCCUGUACUACUGUCCCAUCAGCUCCACAAAACGUCAUCUCCAUAGUAAAUGAGACCUCUCUGAGGCUGGAGUGGAGCCAACCACAGGAGGCUGGUGGCCGAGAAGAUAUGGUCUACAACAUCAUAUGUAAGAGCUGUGAUAGUGGACGAGGCGGCUGCACCCGCUGUGGAGACAACGUACAGUUUGUCCCACGCCAGCUGGGACUCACCGACACCAGUGUCCACAUCAGCGACCUCCUGGCUCAUACCCAGUACACCUUUGAAAUACAGGCUGUCAAUGGAGUGUCUGACCAGAGUCCAUAUUCACCACAGUACACAUUUGUCAACAUCACUACCAACCAGGCUUCACCAUCAGCAGUGUCCAUUAUCCACCAGGUCAGCAGAACUCCUAAUAGUAUCACACUGUCCUGGUCUCAGCCUGAUCAGCCCAAUGGAGUUAUCUUGGACUAUGAACUGCAUUACUAUGAGAAGGUACAAUAGUUUUCAUAAUCAGGUUUUAUUGCCAAGCAGGUUUACAGAUACAGAAAAAUA